This is a messenger RNA of Sarcophilus harrisii (Tasmanian devil), 7612 nucleotides long. It is a transcript of the gene SETD1B, whose product is annotated as SET domain containing 1B, histone lysine methyltransferase. Gene Ontology annotation, molecular function: histone H3K4 methyltransferase activity; RNA binding; protein binding. Lineage: Eukaryota; Metazoa; Chordata; Mammalia; Dasyuromorphia; Dasyuridae. Gene Ontology annotation, cellular component: Set1C/COMPASS complex. The record is from RefSeq and is a predicted model, not a curated record.
AGAGGCCAGUGGAGGCCGCGGCGGAGCCAGGCUGGGGGGGUGGCUGGGAGGAGGAGGAGCGGGAGCGGGCUGGUGGCGGCGGCGGCCCGCGACCCCCCAGCCCCGAGCCCCAGCGGCACCAUGGCCUUCCGAGGGAUCCGGGCCGGGGGGCGAGGGAGCAGCCACGCCGAAGAUCAUGGCAAAAAGCAGAGUUCAAGUUGGGUUAACGGCAUGGAGAGCAGUAGCCACCACCACCACCAGCAGCCUGGACCGUCGGGGGAGAAAAGAAACCACCAUUGGAGAAGUUACAAGUUGAUUAUUGACCCCGAGCUGAAGAAGGGGCAGCAUAAACUCUACCGUUACGAUGGACAGCAUUUCAGCAAGGCUACUCAGUGCUUUCUCUCGGUGAAAAUCGAGGACCCGAGAGUCAGAAGGACAUGGACAAAAACCAAGGAGUUGGAACUUCGUGUCCCCAAAUUCAAGAUCGAUGAGUUCUACGUGGGGCCGGUGCCUCCCAAGCAGGUGACUUUUGCCAAACUGAAUGACAACAUCAGGGAAAACUUCCUGACCGACAUGUGCAAGAAAUAUGGGGAGGUGGAGGAGGUGGAGAUCCUUUACAACCCCAAGAACAAGAAGCACUUGGGCAUUGCCAAGGUGGUCUUUGCCACCGUGAAGGGGGCUCGGGAGGCCGUGCAGCAUUUACACAACACCUCGGUCAUGGGCAACAUCAUUCACGUGGAACUGGACACUAAAGGCGAAACUCGGAUGCGAUUCUACGAGCUGCUGGUGAAUGGCCUCUACACCCCCCAGACCCUGCCGGUGGGCAUCGAGCUGGACACCUCUCCCACGGCCAAUAAAAGUCUGCAGCUGACAGAUGCCCUGAAGCCCUGGGGCCAGCGGCCCCGGCGGGCUCCUGGCCGGGUCACCCCCAACCAAGCCCCCUUCUCCCGCCGCCAUUCCAGCAGCCCCCUGGCACCCCCCAACUCGUCGGCCCGUGCCGCCCCCACCCCCGGCACCCCUUCCAAAGAAAGGGCUACUCCAGCCGCCAGCCCACCCCCUCCUUACAGCCCGGGACUGGGCACAAGGCCCCCGGCCCUUUGCCCCCCCGAGGGAGGGCCCCUGCGCCUUUGCCCAGGGGGCCCGAGAUGCCGGGGACUAGGGCCCACCCCCCCCCGGUCCCCCCGGCCCAAGGAGAGGCCCGGACCCCCGGGACCGGCCCCCCCGGCCCCCCGGCUGAAGCCUGGAGCCCGGCGGGGAGCCCUGGGCCCAGGCGAACAGCCCCGGGGCCCCACGCUGGGAGGCCUCCCCCCGCCUCCGAAGCCCCCCACGUGGACUCCCCGCAUCGAGAUGUUACUGAAGGAGCAGAGAACCAAGCUCCCUUUCCUGCGAGAACAUGACUCGGACACUGAGCUCCGCAUGGAGGGCAGCCCCAUCUCCUCCUCCUCCUCGCAGCUCUCGCCCCUGCCCACCUUCGGCUCCAACUCCCAGCCCGGCUUCCGGGGCCAGACCCCCUCCUCGCGCCCCUCCAGCACGGGCCUGGAGGACAUCAGCCCGACCCCCCUGCCGGACUCAGACGACGAGGAGGACCUGGGCCUGGGCCCCCGGCCCCCCCCAGAGCCCGGCCCCCCCGACCCAGCUGGACUUCUGGGCCUCGGGGCCGACACAGCCAAGGAGAUGGCCGGGGAGCGGACGCCCGCCUCGGAGAAGAUGGAUGAGGUGAGUGGCGCCAGCUGGAGGGGGGGGCACGGGCCUGGGACCGCUGGCCCUAGCGGGGGCUCCUCCUCUUUGCCCCCAGCAGGACGGCGCUGGCCCCAGGCCCUGGGGGGGAGACCCAGAGGGCGGUUGCGGUGGACCAGUAAACGGCUGGGGGCCGUGGGCGGGAUGCCCAUGUCCUUCCAGAUGCGGCGGUGCUCAGCCCGGUCGGGCCAGGGCGGCCAGUACCCGCCCUUCAUGGGCAGCGGCAUGCAGUUCGUGAACCUGCCCCCCUACCGGCCCUUCUCGGUGGGCGCCGCCGUGGGCCGGGGCCAGCAGUGGCCGCCGCUGCCCAAGUUCGACCCCUCGGUGCCCCCGCCGGGCUACAUGCCCAAGAAGGAGGACCCCCACAAGGCCACGGUGGACGGCGUCCUGCUGGUGAUCGUCAAGGAGCUCAAGGCCAUCAUGAAGCGCGACCUGAACCGCAAGAUGGUGGAGGUGGUGGCCUUCCGGGCCUUCGACGAGUGGUGGGACAAGAAGGAGCGGAUGGCCAAGAUGGUCCCCGAGAAGGAAGUGAUGGGGUCCACAGCAGUCCGGACAAAGGGGGGAGGGGGGCCCAAAACGGGCCUCACCUCCUGCCUGCUGGAGAACUGGAGCAAGGGCGAGGGGCUCGGCUACGAGGGCAUGGGGCUGGGCAUCGGCCUCCGCGGCGCCAUCCGGCUGCCCUCCUUCAAGGUAAAGAGGAAGGGCCAGACCCACCUCAGGGAGACCAAAGGAUUUUCCACCUCGGUCAAAGGGAAGGGGGACAUGGGCCCCAACCCUCCACCUCUCCAAGAAGGACCCGGAUGGGGCCCUGCCUCUUCUGGAAAGCCCUGCCCGCCCCAACACCCGGGCGGGACCCCCUGGCCCAGAGCACAGGAAAGCCCGACACCGGGCAUGGCGCCCCUCACGCCAACACCCGGCCCUCAGUCCCCAGGUCCCCACAGCCCCUUUCACCGUCUCAACUCCCGGGUCAGGGCGGGGGCAUCCCUCGCGCCCCAACUUUACUUCCGCCCACCUUUUCCCGAGGCCGUGGGGCCCCUGCCUCUGUCUGUCUGCUCCCUUCCACCUGGCAAGAAGCUCCCUGGGGAUGAUCGGCCAGGGCCCGGUGCUCCAGUUUCUUCCAGCCCCCUGGAAACCGGCUUCCCCCUGCCCGUCUCUCUCCCCGUGCCCCUUUCAGUGCCGGUCCCUCUGCCGGUCCCGCUACCCCUCCCCCCGGGUCCAUUGCUCCCCCGAUCCUCCACCUUGCUACCUCUGCCCUUGACCUUGCCCCUGGCCCUGCCUCUGGCCUCUUCCCUGCCGACCCCAUGCCCUCCGCCCACCAAGAGGAAGCCCGGAAGGCCCAAACGUUCCCCACCAGCUGUGCUGACCCUGGACGUGCCUCCAGGAAGGCUCGCCACCUUGCCUCCUGAGGCAGCGGGCCCCAAGCUGCUGCUGCUGGCAGGGCAGCCCCCUGCCGCUGCCUCCUUCCACGGGGCGCCAGACCCCCGAGUCGUGACGCUGGACUUUAGGAACGACGGGGGCCUCCCUCCCCCACUCCCACCUCCGCCGCCACCCCCACCCCCGCCCGAUGAGCCCACCAAGCUCCCUUUCAAAGAGCUUGAGAAUCAGUGGCUGGAGGAGCCCCCUCCCCCCAACCGUGGGCCCGAGGAAGAAGUGGAGGCCGGUGACGGGAGCGGCUUCAGCAAGCCCAAGCUGCCUUGGCGCCGGCCUCCAAAGAAGCGGCACGAAGAUAUGGUCGUGCCCCUUCUGCCCCCGCCUUCCCCGGACUUCUCGUCCCCCCAGCGGCCCCUCUUCCGGGCCCGCUCCGAGUUUGAGGAGAUGACCAUCCUGUACGACAUCUGGAACGGGGGGAUCGACGAGGAGGACAUCCGGUUCCUGUGCGUCACCUACGAUCGGCUCCUCCAGCAGGACAACGGCAUGGACUGGCUCAACGACACGCUUUGGGUCUACCAUCCUUCCACCAGCUUCUCUACUCCCAAGAAGAAAAAGCGAGAGGAUGGCAUUCGGGAGCAUGUAACCGGCUGUGCCCGCAGCGAGGGUUACUACAAGAUUGACAAGAAAGAUAAACUAAAAUACCUCAACAACAGCCGCGCCUUUGCCGAGGAGCCCCCAGCAGACACCCAGGGCAUGAGCAUCCCUGCUCAGCCACACGCCUCCACCCGGGCAGGCUCUGAGCGCCGCUCAGAACAGCGGCGCCUUCUCUCCUCCUUCACGGGAAGUUGUGACAGCGACCUGCUCAAGUUCAACCAAUUAAAGUUCCGGAAGAAGAAGCUGAAAUUCUGCAAGAGCCACAUCCAUGACUGGGGCCUUUUUGCCAUGGAGCCCAUUGCAGCUGACGAAAUGGUCAUCGAGUACGUGGGGCAGAACAUCCGGCAGGUCAUCGCCGACAUGCGGGAGAAGCGUUACGAGGACGAGGGCAUUGGGAGCAGCUACAUGUUCCGGGUCGACCACGACACAAUCAUCGACGCUACAAAGUGUGGCAACUUUGCCAGGUUCAUCAACCACAGCUGUAAUCCAAACUGCUACGCCAAGGUCAUCACCGUGGAGUCCCAGAAGAAGAUCGUCAUCUACUCCAAGCAACAUAUCAACGUCAAUGAAGAAAUCACCUACGAUUACAAAUUCCCCAUCGAGGAUGUCAAGAUCCCCUGUCUGUGUGGCUCGGAAAACUGCCGGGGGACUCUCAACUAGGACGCCAGGGAGCUGGGCGCGCUUUGCCAAAAAAGGGAGAAAGGGAAAAGAUGGAAGCUCCCGUCAGCCCCGCCCAAUCCAGCGAGACGCCUCGGGUCCAAGCUCCUCCGCGCCCGGCUCUCCCCAGCCCACCCUCAGGUGCUGUCCCUUUCCCCAGGCCCGGCUCGUGGCCAGCCCGACACUACCCGCCUUCCUGAAGCUUCCUCUCUACCUCCUCCCCUUCUCCUCCUCUUCCUCCUACUUGUGGGAAAAGUUGCUCCCUCUCUCUCUCUCUGAUUUUUUAAUGAUUUUUUUAAGAGUUUUUACACAGACAUAUCCCCUCUCCCACAAAUGCUGCUACAUUUUUUUUCCUCCUCCUCAAAAAAACAAGGAUAAAGACAGUUUUUCACCAUUCAAAUGUGGAGCCAGAGAUGGAGGGAGAAAUAUUAUGCUUUUUGGAAGAGAGAUGAGGGUAGAGUUUGGAGGAGGAGGAGGAACAGGGAUUUAGGGGGAGGCUUGGGCGCCAAGACAGUAGCUGUUGGCUCCCCGUCCCUCGCUGUAUAUUUUGGGAGCCUUCCCUUCUCUUCCCCCCCACCGAUGUUUCUUAGACCCUGCCCUGCCUUUCAGGCCUAGGUGAACCUGGGGAUGCCGUAGGAGGGAGCAGGGAGAGGGGCGAGGCCGCGGGCUCCCCUCCGAGGGCGUCUGCUCAGGUUUGCCUAGGAGGCCCUUGGUGGUUAGGCCCUGAUGGGGAUGCCCUGCAGCCUUCGCUUCUCAGGACCCUAGAUGCUCUCCGCCUCAGUCUUAGGGAGCCAGCGGUCAGUCUCCUGCCCGCUCCCCACCUGAAUAUCUUUUCCUUUUUCUUUCCCCACCCCAAGCCCUCUCCUCUUCUCCCCGCUGCUCCUCCAUCUGCUGGGAUGGCCUUCAGUGCCCGCUCCAUCCUCCUCUCCCGCACUAGGUCCGAGCUGGGGACCUGCAGCUAUUCUUGGGAGGCUGGGGAGGGGCUGGUCUGCUUGGCUUUCUCCCCCUUCCUCUUUCUUUCUCAAUCUGUCUUCCUUCCCUGGUGCUGGGGAGCCGGGCAGGUGCUAUGUAAAGGUCGGGCAGUGGGCCAGAGCUGGGCGCGGGGGCCACCUUCGGAGACCAUGUUCCUUGCCCUCGCCUCCACCUCCGGCCCAUGGCCGCCCCUGGGAGUUAGCAGGGGGCACGCCUGGUUCUCUCAAAUGUUUACUUUCUCAUUCAGAUGCCAGCAAGAAGGGGGCGAGAGCGAGCGGUCAGGGUGAGGAAGGGCACCAAGCCCUCACCCGAGCCACGGCCCGCCCCCAGAUAGCCAGCCGCCAGGGCAGGGCCCUUUAGGUGCUGUGUAGUUUAUUCCCCAAGAGCCCGGGGAAGGGGCUGGGCAGUGCUUGGCUCGCCCGGGCCGGACCCUUCCCUGGGAGGCCGGAUGGAAACCCAGGGGAGAAGAGGCCGGAGGGCUACUCCCCCAGGCUAACGUGCUUCCUACCCUCUGCCCCGCUCCCGUAGCUCUUCUUCCUUUCUCUGCCAUUACGGGUUGUCUUUUAGGAUCGGUGUUUCUCUUUCAGAAGAGACGCCUCAAAACUUUCAUCUGCUCUCUGCUGGGAUCCCUGGGCCCAGGGACACCAUUGGGCUUCCCUCACCUCACUCUGUCCAUCCGUCCGUCAGUCCGUCCAUCUAUCCUACUUACCGCUAGCCUGUCCGCUUCCCUGUCUGUCCCCAGGGUGGACCAGGGAGAGACGGGGAACCCAUCUUGAAAAUAUUUAUAUUGAAAAAAAAAAAAAUGCAAAGAGUUUCAUUUUCUCCCCUGAGGAAGGAAAAAGAAAAUGAUUUUUUAAAGGUUGGACAGAAGUCUCCAGUAGCUUUCAGUAGGUGUGUCCCCGUCCCCUUCACCCCCCAAAACUUGUAAGAUUCAUUUCAACGCUUUUUGUGUAUAGAACAGGAAGGACUAAAAGGACACAUAAAAAAAAGCCACAAGCAUUUUGGAGUUCAAAAUCAACGCAUCAUCUGUACAGAGACCACUGGGGUGACCUUCUCUUGGGAACAUUGUUUCUUGUAGAAACACGUGGGAAAAAAAAAAAAUUUUUUUUUUGAGGAUUUCUUUGUACUUAGGGGGGGAAAAGCCCCGAUAAACCCAACAACAGGGAAAAAAAAAACAAAAAAAAAAAAGUGAGCUUGUAAAUACUUUAUGAAAAAAAAAAAAAGGAACUUAUUAUAAUUUGGACUCGUUUUUAGCAAGAUGACAGCUUUCCCUCCGAGCCGCCUGCUGAAGCCCCAGCUCACGCGAGGAGCCGCUAGCAUCUCUCUCUCAGCUUGUGUCAAGCUUCUUACUGUGUAAAUUCUGUACAAAAGAACUUGGGUUUGGUUUUGUUUGGGGCUUUGGGGUUUUUGUUUUGUUUGGAUUUUUUUUUUUUUUUUUGGUUCUUUGUGUGUGUGUGUGUGUGUGUGCGCGUGCUUGUGCGUGCGUGAGUGAGCGAGUGAGUGAGUGUCCAAUUAGACAAAAUUAGCAUCAUCGAAAUGGAGGGGAAAAUGCAGGCCAGCCCAAGGCCUUUCCUUUUCAUUUUGGAUUCAGGCCUUGUCUGCCAACUUAAAUGUGCAAGAGAGGAAAAAAAAAAAGAAUAUAUAUAUUUAUUUCACAGAAGGAAGACAUGUACAGUAUGGAGAAGGGUCUAUUUAAGCAAGUUUUGGAUCCCCAACUCCCACAAGAGAUGGUUCUCUCCCAGACUUCAGAUUGGGACAAGCACUAAGGGAGAAAGGGGAGGGCAGAAGAUGCUUUAGAUGGGACCCCUCCCCCAGACCCCUCACUUCCCUUUCAGCAAGUUGUUUCCCGGGUGAGAGCAUGGGAGGGCUCCUCCGUCAGAGGUGAGGAGACGGUUUGCAAUAACUAAGAAAAUGCAGUUGUUUUUUAGUUGGAUUUGAUUUGAGAAAUUCUUUGCUUUGAAGAUUUCUGCCUCGAGGUUUUCUUUUUCUUUCUUUUGGUUUUCUUUCCCCCUCUCUCCCCCCCUUUAAAAAAAAAAAAAAGGCAGUUGAGUUUUUGGGCCAUUUUGUGCAUCUAGACCCCGCCCUCUGUACGUCACCUGUUUUUGAAGAGAAAUGUUUCUGUUGUGGGUGCAUCUUGCUGUAAAUACUUGUUCAUAUUUUUGUGAAUUCAAUACUAUGUACCAUUGUAUUAUAGUAACUUUUAUAAAGCAAACCCUAAAUAUACUGACUUUUCUUACAGAAA